Molecule: messenger RNA, 1212 nt
Organism: Haplochromis burtoni (Burton's mouthbrooder)
Lineage: Eukaryota; Metazoa; Chordata; Actinopteri; Cichliformes; Cichlidae
Product: keratin, type II cytoskeletal 8
Biological process (GO): keratinization; intermediate filament organization
Cellular component (GO): keratin filament
Molecular function (GO): structural constituent of skin epidermis
Source: RefSeq, a predicted model, not a curated record
UAAAACGUGCACAACAGAGCUAUACCACCACUUCUACCAGCUGAGCUCCCCAUCCUUUCCAGCAGUGCAAACUCAACAGCACCAUGAGUCUGAGGAGCAAGCGGAAGAGCCUGCUGAACUCACCUUCAGGGCGAUUCAGCACUAGUUCCAUGGGAUCCAACUCCAUCCGCCAAAUCAGCACCGCUACCGAUAUCAAACCAGUAACAAUCGACAGGAGCCUGCUUGCCCCACUAAACUUAGAAGUUGAUCCCACCGUCCAAACUAUACGCACCAUGGAGAAAAAUCAGCUGAUGACUCUUAACAACAAGUUUGCAUCCUACAUCGAAAAGGUCAGACAGCUGGAGCAGCAGAACAAAGUGCUGGAAACCAAGUGGAAGCUCCUGAAUCAGCAAAGCGCCCCCUCCUCUGAUGAUGCGGAGUCCAUUAUUAAGACGUUCAUUUCCAACCUGGAAAAACAGCUGGAACUUUGCAGACACGAUAAAGUGAGGCUUGAAAAUGAGUGCACAGCCAUGGUCGAGACUGUGGAAGACUACAAGACUAAUAUUCCCACAAUGAGGUAAGCAUAUCUGAUAUGGAAGAGCGAGGGGAAGAGGCUGUAAUAGAUGCAAAAAGCCGCAUUAAGGACCUUGAGGCGGCUCUGAGGCAGGACAAGCAUAACAUGGCCAAGCAGCUCAGAGACUACCAAGACCUCAUGAAUGUCAAGCUGACCCUGGAUAUCGAGAUCUCCACCUACAGGAAACUCCUGGAGGGAGAGGAAGAAAGACUUGGUAAAGACUCUGUUAUCAGCAUCCAAACAGUGCCCAACAAAACAGCUGUUGCCAGUAACGACUGUGUUGAUGGCACUGAAAGAGUGUUCAGUGUCCAAACAGUGCCCAACCGAACUGUGCCCGUUACCAUGCAGAGACAAAGGUCAGGUCCUGUUCUCAUCAAGACAGUGGAGACCAUGGACACGACAUACACCGAAGGCAAAUAAAACGCAGCAGUGCGCUGAACUGACCGAUUGCUACUUAAAACUACCCUUAAAUUAAUCUGUUUUCAAACUGCUGUAACCUCACUGUAUCAAAAGGCCAUGUGUAUCUGUGUCUCUGUUUUUCGUUUCCUUGUGAUUCUGUCACAUUAAAUUACAAAUUGUACUCAGCAACUGUAAGACGUUUGUUAGUUUGCUCUAUAGAUGUUCCUAAUAACUAUUAAAAACUAUUCUUUUUAUUGUUA